AUUAAUUGAUGAGCACUUAAAGAAGUAAACUGAGGUGGGAAAAUGAUAAAAGUGAAGAUGAAUCUUUUAAUGGUAUCCUUGUUGUUGCUAUCAAAUACAGUCAGUGCAUCGUUUAAGAAAAAAAACUCAAAGGUAAAAAUAUUUGUCUCUACCGUUUUCAAGGCUCAAUGUUCAGCAAGCUGUGGAAUUCCCGGGGUUCCAGGAGUUCCCGGUGUACCUGGAGCAGCCGGACGAGACGGUUUAAAAGGAGACGUAGGAUCUAAAGGAGAAAAAGGUGAACGAGGUAAUCCUGGUCCACCAUUGAAAAAUACCAUGAGUUUUUCAAGCUGGAAACAAUGUGCUUGGAAAAGAAAUGAUGAGAAAGAUCAUGGAUUAAUUCAGAAUUGUGUAUUUACAAAAAAGUUUGACAACACUUCCCUUCAAGUGUUUUAUGGAGGAAACUUGCGAAUUUCAGGGUGCAAUGGUUGUUGCAAACGUUGGUAUUUUACUUUCAAUGGAGUUGAAUGUAAAAACCCUCUUCCUAUUGAUGGAGUUCUUUACAUGGCCAAUGGAAAGUCACAAAAUAUCCAUCGACAUCGUCACAUUGAAGGAUAUUGUAACAAAAUUCAUAAAGGAAAACUGCAAGUUGGAUUCCGGGUCGGCAAUUGUGCUGGUUUUGGUAACGCAAAUGCAUACAGUGGAUGGAAUUCAGUUUCUCGUAUUGUUAUUAAAGAGGUUCCUCCACCACAAGAAUAAUUCCUUUUGUAUGUUCUCUUCUUGUAAAUCAGUAUUAAAUGAUUCCCGUUCUA
Molecule: messenger RNA, 788 nt
Organism: Xenia sp. Carnegie-2017
Lineage: Eukaryota; Metazoa; Cnidaria; Anthozoa; Malacalcyonacea; Xeniidae
Product: collagen triple helix repeat-containing protein 1-like
Exons: 3
Coding region: 43-735 (230 amino acids)
Source: RefSeq, a predicted model, not a curated record